Messenger RNA from Sinocyclocheilus anshuiensis, 4197 nucleotides. Its product is annotated as DNA (cytosine-5)-methyltransferase 3B-like. Bases 202 to 2625 code for a protein of 807 amino acids. Gene Ontology annotation, biological process: negative regulation of transcription by RNA polymerase II. Lineage: Eukaryota; Metazoa; Chordata; Actinopteri; Cypriniformes; Cyprinidae. Gene Ontology annotation, cellular component: nucleus. The transcript is spliced from 22 exons. The record is from RefSeq and is a predicted model, not a curated record. Gene Ontology annotation, molecular function: DNA (cytosine-5-)-methyltransferase activity, acting on CpG substrates; DNA binding.
GGUCCUUGGGAACGAGAAUCCAUUUACAUAUUCACCCUACGUUUGAAGGCGUGUGUACCAGCAAAGAUUAGUGUGACAUACCUCCGCACUUUGGCAGUGGACUACUCUAACGGCACCUUCAGUCUCUGCGUUUUUGUAAUAGCACUACUUCUCCAGAGACAGGACUGAGAGGAAGAAAUAAAAAAGACGACUGAAAUAGUGAUGCCACCCAACAAGUACUCCUCCGCUAUCAUGGCGGAAAGUGACAAGAUGACUGCCACGGCUGCUGUGAAUGGUGACAUGUCAGUAGGAGAGGGAUUGUCAGAAAACGACAGCGGUCUGGAGAUGACCAAUGAGAACAGCCCGCUGACUGCGGCAGAGCCACCUUCACCUUUCUGCCCCAAACAGAACGGAGGCGCAGCCUCACCUGCAGAUGAGAGCGAGAACAGCAUCAGAAGAAAGAGAUCUCGUAAGCGCUCCGACACAGAGGAAGACAGCGCCUGGGAUUCCUCCUACAGUGAGGAAAAGGCUGACGUUGGGUCCGGUUGUGAGGCGAGUCUGCGGCAAAGGCCUCGUCCAAGGACUAUUUUUCAGGCAGGACUGACAGCUCACAGUAAACCCCGCAACAGAGAGGGGGGACAUAGCAAACAGGAUCACAACAACCUGGUUUCUAGUGUUCCUGAGGGUCCCGCACUAGAACUCAUGGAACAGGACUCUAAAGACUCCGCACAGAGCAGCACCACAUCCAUCUCGACAACUGACACAGUCAGCCAACCUGAGUACAAGGAUAAUAAAGGCUUUGGUAUUGGAGAGUUAGUCUGGGGCAAGAUAAAGGGCUUUUCUUGGUGGCCAGGGAUGGUGGUGACCUGGAGAGCAACAGGGAAGAGGCAGGCCUCCCACGGCAUGCGCUGGCUACAGUGGUUUGGCGAUGGGAAAUUCUCAGAGGUGUCUGCUGACAAACUCGACUCCAUCACAGCCUUCCCAAAGUUUUUCAACCAGUCAUCCUACACCAAGCUGGCCUCCUACCGCAGAGCGAUCUUCCAAGCCCUGGAGGUGGCUAGUAUACGAGCAGAGAAGACUUUUCCUCCAUGUGAGUCAGACAGUCUUGAAGAACAGAUAAAGCCCAUGCUCGACUGGGCUCAUAACGGCUUUCUGCCCAAAGGUCAGGAGGGCCUGAAACCCAGAGAGAACGCAGCUGAGUAUUGUGUUUUUCCCCUGGCCUCAGAGAGCUCAGCGCUGCUGGACUCCAGCCCUCCGGAGUUCCCCCCCUCUGCCAAGAGAGCUCGUCUCAGCCUCUGUAAGGCCAAACCUGGCACUGAGGACGUCUACAGCAGAGAACAAAUGGUCCAUGAAGUUUUGAAGAAUCACAGAAGUAUAGAAGAGUUCUGCCUCUCUUGUGGAAAGACGAGAGUGGCGACCUUUCACCCGCUGUUUGAAGGAGGCCUUUGCCUAACAUGCAAGGAUGUUUAUUUGGAAAUCUCCUACAUGUAUGAUGAUGAUGGCUACCAGUCGUACUGCACCGUGUGCUGUGGCGGCAGAGAGGUGCUGCUCUGUGGAAACGCCAACUGCUGCAGGUGUUUCUGUGUGGACUGUCUGGAUAUAUUAGUGGGAGCAGGAGCGGCCAACAGCGCUCGUGAUCUGGACCCAUGGCGCUGCUACAUGUGUCAGCCUCUGCAGCAGUACGGCGUGUUAAAGAAACGCCACGACUGGAGCCUGAAACUACAAGAGUUCUUCGUCAAUGACAAUGGACAGGAGUUUGAAAGUCCAAAGAUUUACCCUGCGGUCCCAGCAGAACAGAGACGUCCAAUCAGAGUCCUUUCACUGUUUGAUGGCAUUGCCACAGGUUAUCUAGUGCUUAGAGACUUGGGCUUUAAGGUUGAUGUGUACAUUGCAUCAGAAGUAUGUGAGGACUCCAUUUCAGUGGGAGUUGUCCGGCAUGAAGGAAAAAUCCAGUAUGUGCACGACGUACGCAACAUCACCAGAAAAAAUAUUGCUGAAUGGGGGCCGUUUGACUUGGUGAUUGGUGGAAGUCCCUGUAAUGACCUUUCGAUUGUUAACCCUGCCAGGAAAGGCUUGUACGAGGGGACUGGACGCCUGUUUUUUGAGUUCUACCGCCUCUUGAGUGAAGCCAAACCGAAGGAAGGGGAAGACCGACCUUUCUUCUGGAUGUUUGAGAAUGUGGUCGCCAUGAGCGUCAAUGAUAAGAGAGACAUCUCACGAUUCCUGGAGUGUAAUCCAGUGAUGAUUGACGCCAUUGAGGUAUCAGCUGCACACAGGGCACGUUAUUUCUGGGGAAACCUGCCAGGAAUGAAGAGACCGCUGUGUGCGUCUGGGAUGGAUAAAUUAGAGCUUCAGGACUGUUUGGAACAUGGCCGUGUUGCCAAGUUUGGUAAGGUACGCACCAUCACAACACGAUCCAACUCCAUCAAACAGGGCAAAGACCAACACUUCCCUGUCAUGAUGAACGGCAAAGAGGACAUCCUGUGGUGCACUGAGCUUGAGAGGAUUUUUGGCUUUCCUGUCCACUACACUGAUGUGUCCAACAUGGGCCGUGGCGCCAGACAGAAGCUACUGGGACGGUCUUGGAGUGUUCCUGUAAUCCGGCACCUGUUCGCCCCAUUGAAGGACUACUUUGCCUGUGAAUAACACAUGUAGUCCGUGAUCAGUUAGUCCAAAGUCACACAACAAACAUCGUAAAGUACAAAACCAAAUGUCCUCAAUAAGGAGCUCUUGGAGACUAGCUAACCUCCACAUUUACAAGACGAUCUCAGCUUUGCAAAGACAAGCUGAGACGUUGAGUUGACUUGAGGAUGUGGGUAGUCUUGACCAAACUCAAGGUAGACACUGUGUUGUGAUGCUUAGAGUGUCACUUAGUAAAAGCACAGUUAGCUUUUGUACUAGCCAUUUUUAUAUUGAUGUGCCUGUCAAGGUCUUUGAAACUGUCAGGAUUCAUCUCAACACAUGCAGGUAGAUUUUGUCCUUUAUUAUCAUGAGAAAAAAAAAACAUAACAUUGUCCAUGCUGCCUUAAAAUCAAAAAAAAAAAAAAAGUUCAAACAUUUUACAGCUUAUCUGGCUAAGGAAUGUACAAAUCUACAUAGAUUUUUUUAUUAUGUAAAAGAAUCAGUAUACUUGCAUGUGACGCAUUUCCAUGGUAUUGUUGGUGUGAGAAAAAUACUUGAAAUCUAUCAAUGCAAACGUACAAACACCAAGCUGUGAGCCCUUAGAAAAUGCAUUUCAAAAGAUGCGUGAAAAGAAUCGAUGCCCCGUUCGUGUUUCAUACAGUCUACAUUCCCUCUGUAACAUUGCACAAUAACAGUAUAACCAGAAGGUGUUUAUUAGCAGAACUCGAGGGCAUUAGCCUGCUAAACAUUACACGAUUGUUUUCUUGAUGAGUAAUUUGUGUCAAAUAAUUACUCAAGAUAGAGAUCCGUGUACUGUAUUUUAACCUUGUAAUGAAUGUUUACAAACUUUAACACAUUUCAACAUGUUUUUAAAGCUUUCUUAUUAUACCUUGAAUUUUGUUUUAGAUUGACCUCUAUAAAGAGGGACUGGUGUAGAUGUAAAAUGUUAGCUCUAUAUGGGUUUCUCUCAGAUAGAGGCUUUCAUUUGUCUUUAAGGACUGUUGUUUUUAUACUUGCUGUUGCUUCACACAAUAACAAACGCAUUGUAUCACGCAUUGUAGCUUAAAAUCGAUGCCUCAUCUGUCUAAAACACUUAAUGUGUGGUGCCUUUUGAAGAGAACAGAUACAGCCUGCCAUACAGGGAGGGGUUGCGAAGAAACUUUCUGCUUUUGUUCGAUAGACCUAAUGCUGUAACACAAACUUUUUUAUAUGCUGUUUUAUAUGUCUAAUUGUAUGCUUAAUGUAAACUACUGUCCAAACUUAAAGCUUGAAGACCAUAAAGUAGCCUUAAUACUUCAUAAGACAUUGAACAGAAUUAUCGUUGGAUACUGCAUGUAAAUUACACUCAUUUGUCCUGUACACAUCUUGACAGGCAAAAAUGUAUGUAAAACAGUGCAAAGAUGUGCUUACUGUCAUUUUAUUUUCUUAAAGGUUUGUUACUGUAGUGUAAACAGUUUUGAUAUCAUAGCCUUAAUAUUUUGCUUGGUAGAUCUUUAAAUUUGAUAUAUAAAGCUGUCUUUUUACUUGUUUAUUUGGUAACAUAAUGAACAUGUUAAUCUAUACCUUUGAACAUUAACAGUGCUUUUAUACAGUCGA